GCGGGCGUCGACCCCUGAACCACCACAACACGGUCUGUGGCGCGCAGUAGGCCAGGAGGCCGGCCUCCAGUGGGGGAGAAACGUGGACUCUGUUGCCUUCAUCUGACCGCGCGGUCCUCUUAUACUCGUCCCUUCCGGCCCGGUGGGGAAGCGGAGGGAGAGAAGGGGAGGCAGCAGACGCUGUCCUUCGUAACCUCACUUUCCGUUGAUUUUAUCGUACUUUUGUGUUCUAAACCUCAUUUCGCAUGCUUUCGAGUGUUUUACACGUAGAGCUUUGACAAGUCGCUCGAAUCAAAUUGUACAAAAAUGGUGCAUAAUCAAAUCCGAUUUCAAAAAAUAUGAUAGCCUAAAGUCGCGGGGUAGAGGGGCCCUGCGGAAGAGGGGGAGGUAGGGUCGGGGCCUUUGCCCGGGGCCGGAAGCGACUAGUAUGAGGGAUUACUCGUAGCAUUUCUCGUCCCCGCGUUUCUCUCCCGCUGGAGGCCUCUAGCGCGCAGCACCAACUGCUGUGUGGACGGAGUCUCUUGACCGCAGCACACAAUCUCAGAAACAAGCUGCUACAGCAGUCUGGCGCUGUGCCUCGCCGCUGCACGGGCGUAGACCCCUGGACCACUACAACACAGUCUGUGGAGUGCCGAACUAUUAGCUAUAAGGACGGAGUCUUUUGAACGCGGAACGCGAGCUCAGCUUACAGCACAACCCGCUACAAACUGCAGUGGUCCCAGACAUGGCUUUGCCCCGCAGUCCGUCCCUGGCAUCGUCCCCGCCUGCACUGUCCAGACGCUCGUUCUUCUUCUCCGAAGCGCGGACGGUGCCGUUCAACAGCGCAGCAAAGGUGAAGACACACUGCAAGAAAAAGUGUGGAUAGUACCAGGAAGUAGCGCUGCCAGUGUGAGUCCACGAAUAGGAGUGGACCCGUGCGUUGAAGAUGACAACCUCUGAGGCGGGAAGUGAUGUACACGUCGCAUGCCGGGACUCCAACGUCGCGAUCAGUACGUCAGCUACGGAAAACGAGGAACAAACAGUAACGAGCCGUCCGGGCAUUGACAACCUGCCGAACGAAGUUCUACGUCACAUCUUCUACCAAAUCGCCGAUGGAUUAACUAUCCAAAAAGUGCUACCCGCCGUGUGCACGCGGUGGUCAGAAAUGGCUCCGAAAGCCUAUACCUGGUUCACCAUUACUUGUAUCGUAGAGGGUCUCAAGAACAUACCGCCCGAACUUCAUCCAGUCGUUGAUCACUAUUAUGUCACCUGUUUCCUCUGGCCCACUGAACGACUAGUCAUCCCCGACCAGCGCGUUGUCCGUGACUUAGGUCAACUGCUUGCGUCCCAAAAUCUCUUAAUAAUCAAAGACGAUGUACCAAGAUCCCUCCGCCGGGGGUACCUAGAAUCGGUGUGGCGUAGCCGACACCACCUGAAACGACUUACCUUAGUGCUAGACAAUACAACAAAAACUGACUUGGGUCAUAGCUCUGUGUAUGUGCUCUCCCAAUUGCACUGUCUCGAGCAGUUAUCGGUUUACGUGGAACAUGACUUCGUGUACGAAAAGGGUCAACUGCAGCAACUUUUCCCCAAUCUGGUUGAGCUGGAGGUUGUCGAGAAGGGGACCUGUUCGAAGCAGUAUGACCUGUUCAAAGACCUAUUGGUUGAUGGCCUUGUCAGCGCUAAAUUUCGUCCGGGCUUGAUAGCCAGACCAGACCUGAUCACGGCACUGGAAAGGUGCCAGAAACUGACUCACCUAGACAUGCACUGGGACUACGCCCCUGUCUUUCCGAGUCUGCCUGCCCUCGAGAGCGUUUACGCUCGUUUGACCUUGGACAAUCCAGUUCUAGAUGAAAUUGAGCAGUCCGUUGCCUCAGCGUGCACGCCGACGUUACGGUACUUGCAUUUAAUAGUUAUGUGUAAAAUCUGCCCGGUGUGCCAUAGGACCGUGAGUCACGAUUGCGGAAGAGGAGUGAAAGCAGUGUCAACACUGAGACGCACAGGAUGGGUAACAUUCUUUGUUUGUCGGCAGUUUGGACAAAAUCCCUCCGAAGUCACAGUUUGUUAGCAGCUAGACUGUAAGAAAUAAAUUGAGAAACAGCAAAGGUGCCACUAAAAACAGUCUUGGCAAAAUUUUGGUGAGUUUUCGAAGAGCCUUCCUGAAUCUACGUUGAAUGUUUGUAGGUUAAGGAUAGAAUCUCUGUAAGUGACCUAACAUCCUCGUAAAUCUUGGUAAAUUUACGAAGGUGUCGUCGGCAACAUUUUCACCAGAGGUAACUUCUUUAUACCGAAGGUUUACUUUGACAGUGUAGACUGUCAGCAGCACACUGUUAAAGAAAUGUUGUCAAUUUCCUCACUGAGUGAUCUGAUUGAUGUUUUUCGCGUUUGAUCUGAAGUCAAAGAAAUUUAAUGUCUAAGAACCAAAACACCAUUCUAUCCCAAUGGCAGUUGGUGUAUUCGAUGUAAUUGGACUUGUCGGGGACAAUGCAUUUGGAACAAUGUGAUCUGGUCUAAUUUAUAUUUCUGCUUGUCUGUUCUGAUUGAUGUCUAUUGGUCUUUUGUAUGUGUAUUAUCGUGGUGUUUUAACCAAAUUAAAAUAAGACUUGUUGGGGAGACUGCAUUUGGAGCACUUUGAACCACGCUGUGUCCGGGUCAAAUUUAUAUUUCUACAUGUCUGUUCUGAUUAAUGUCUAUCAGUGUUUUAUCUGUUUAUUUUAUCGAUGUUAAGGAAAUUAAAUGUCUCU
Thrips palmi is the source of this 2723-nucleotide messenger RNA. RefSeq lists its product as uncharacterized. The coding region runs from base 926 to 2047 and encodes 373 amino acids. Lineage: Eukaryota; Metazoa; Arthropoda; Insecta; Thysanoptera; Thripidae. Gene Ontology annotation, molecular function: protein binding. The record is from RefSeq and is a predicted model, not a curated record. The transcript is spliced from 5 exons.